Messenger RNA from Exophiala mesophila, 1756 nucleotides. RefSeq lists its product as uncharacterized. The transcript has a single exon. The record is from RefSeq and is a predicted model, not a curated record. Gene Ontology annotation, molecular function: hydrolase activity. The coding region runs from base 639 to 1673 and encodes 344 amino acids. Lineage: Eukaryota; Fungi; Ascomycota; Eurotiomycetes; Chaetothyriales; Herpotrichiellaceae.
GUCUUGACUGCCCCGCCACAAUCCGAUCGAUUCAAUUCACUAACUUUGUAUGACGCCACUACUGAUUUAUCCCACCGAUGAAGAGCAGGAGAACCGCCCAAGAGUCUUUGUGAUCGGGUUGCCCAGAGAGCCUAGGUAGGUACCUACCUAAAAUAAUUGCCCGCACCGUGUCGCCUGAGAAGCUUGAUUUUCAUUGAAGGAAGAAUGGUGAUAGGGGAGUUAUUGGAGGGGAAUGGGGGCCGAGGGCCCAAAGAUGGGUCCCUUCUUGGUAACCUGCCUACUAUACAAGCAAUCCUUAGGCCAAAAUGAGAGACUCUUCGGCCUUGGUCGCAAUCAUCAUUUGGGCGAUGUGGGAGCGUCUCGGCGUCCUCUUCAGGCUUCUCCAUCACACCUCGACAGAACUUGAUUAGCGUCGCCUCCAGCCGCUAAACACGACCCUUUUAGGCAUGACGUUGGUGUGGGAGGAUAAAAGUAUAACUGUCCGACACGCAAACAUUUUGAACCGCGCAUCAAGCAGGAGAAAGGUCGAGGUUGUGUGUUUUUUUGAUAGCCAACGACAUGAGUUGCGACCCUCGACACCAUCACCGGAACGUCCUCCCCUAUGCUGUCCAACUUAUUAACUAAACCUCCUCAUCAUCAUGGCCAUCCUCUCACCCCCCGACUCUCCAUUCUCACCCCCCUCGUCCCUCUACACCUUCAUCUACCACCCUCUCACCAGCUUCGUAACCUUCAUCCACUACCUCGCUCUCUACCUUCGAGGCGCACCAUAUAUAGCACCCAAAAACAAAAUCCCCAUAAGAGUAGUCUGCCUAUCCGACAGCCACUCCAAAGUCCCUCGCUAUGCCAUUCCAGGAGGCGAUCUGCUAAUCCACGCGGGUGAUCUCACCAAUACCGGCUCUCUCGCCUCCAUCCAACAAACAAUCGACUGGUUGAAAACACUUCAAAAACCCUGGCACGGGUCAGCAGACGGAUUUCGUCAUAUUGUGGUUAUUGCUGGUAAUCAUGACAGUUACUUUGACGAACGAAGCCGAAGUGCCCAUGAUACACGAUAUUCGAAACGACAACUCGAUUGGGGCAGGAUUCAUUACUUGCAACACUCGUCCAUUACGCUACCGUUUCCUGACGGGCGGUCUUUGAAGGUUUAUGGAGCUCCGCAGAUUCCAAAGGUUGGGGGAAAGGAACAUGCGUUCCAAUAUCCACGGGGACAAGAUGCGUGGACGGACACGGUUCCCGACGAUGUCGAUGUGCUGAUUACGCAUAAUCCACCAAAGUGGCAUCUUGACUUGGCUGCGAAUGGCGGGUUGGGCGAUGAAUUUGAAUUGGCGGAAGCGUGGCGUGUCAAACCUACGUUGCAUGUCUUUGGACAUGUUCAUUCAGGGCAUGGAAAGGAGGCGGUCUGGUGGGAUGAGGGUCAGAAAACUUAUGAAGAUUUUCUGGCCAGUGCGUACCAGAAGCCUGCGGGUACUGUGGCGAGCCAUCGUCUGCCUUUGACCGAGUUGUUUGACAUUCCACUCUGGGUGCUGGCGGUCAAGUCUAUGGUUGCGGAUAUGCGUGGUAUCCUAUGGACACGUCUUUGGGGUGGUGCUAGACAUGGUGGAUAUAUGGUCAACGGGGCCUUAACUUAUCAGACGACUGAAAAGUUGCUCAAUAAGCCGCAGGUUGUUAUGCUGUAAAAAUAUGUGUAGAUAGAUAGCUCUUGCAUGGACAUGUACAUUCUAGACGUCUCUGGAGCGAGCUCAUAUGUAGGCCCAACGGC